AAAGUUGGACUCGACCUUUUUUUGCAACCCGGUUCCGUUACGCUGACAAUAGUUUUUUUUUUUUUUUUUUUUUAACCCUCCAAUUCCGUCGGUGGUUCAGCAGCAUGGCUAAUCGUCGGUGGGAGCUGCCACCGGGAAUUGCGCUGCUGAUGCUUGCUUUACUGCCGGGAGGAGAGGGGGCUCGCGGUAAUGAGAUCAGUCCGGAAAAGACCCUAGUUUGGGGAGUGGGGCUGCGAUCUGAGGUCGUGCUGCCGGUUCGUUACUUCUUCAUCCAGGCGGUUAAUACAGCCGGAGAAAACUUCACCCUGUCGCCAGGAAAGAAUCCCUUUACUGUGAAAAUAAGUUCUCUGUCCUCAGAACAUCUCAGGGUUCAUGCACCUGCCCCCUUGGACCGUAACGAUGGAUCGUAUUUGAUGAGGUAUCGUUUGUAUGGAAGUACGGAAGAGGGACUCAAAAUUGAAAUACUGUAUGGGGAAAAACAUGUUGCUCAAUCACCAUACAUUUUAAAAGGCCCUGUAUAUCAUGAGUACUGUGACUGUCCAGAUGUGGACUUUGCUCACUGGCAGGCAUCUAUGUCUUGUCCAUCUGAGGAUCUUCAGAUCAGCAGAGACUUCAGUGUUUUUCCCCAUGUUGACUUGAAACAAAUGUUGAGGGAAGUACCAGUCAGAUUUGGACCAAGAACUGGUAUCAUUCACUACACAAUUCUUAAUAACAAAAUCUACCGACGCACCCUGGGGAAGUACACAGACUUUAAGAUGUUUUCUGAUGAAAUGCUGCUUUCUUUGACAAGAAAGGUUCAUUUGCCUGACUUUGAGUUUUACCUAAAUGUCGGGGACUGGCCAGUGGAGAGUCGGCAGUUCAAUGAAACACCAGGACCAGUUCCCAUUCUUUCAUGGUGUGGCUCUGCAGCCACUAGAGAUAUUGUCCUCCCAACAUAUGACGUCACGCACUCGACACUGGAAACUCUACGAGGCGUCUCCAAUGAUCUGCUUUCUAUUCAAGGAAAUACAGGCCCAGCUUGGGGAAGUAAAACAGACAAGGCCUUUUUCCGAGGCCGGGACAGCCGUGAAGAUCGUCUCAGAUUAGUAAACAUUUCCAAAGAGCACCCAGAGUUACUUGAUGCUGGUAUAACUGGAUACUUCUUCUUUAAAGAGAAGGAAAAGGACCUGGGGAAGGCCAGCGUUAUUGGCUUUUUUGAUUUUUUUAAGUAUAAAUACCAGGUGAAUGUGGAUGGUACAGUGGCAGCUUAUCGGUUCCCUUACCUAAUGCUGGGAAACUCUCUCAUUCUCAAGCAAGAAUCGUCUUACUAUGAGAAUUUCUACAUUCACUUAAAAGCAGGAAAGCACUAUGUCGCAUUGAGGGAAGAUCUGUCGGACCUCAUUGAAAAGAUAAAGUGGGCCAAGCAAAAUGAUGCCAAAGCACAGACCAUUGCAAGAGAGGGGCAGGUUUCUGCUCGGGAGCUUCUGCAGCCAAGCCGCUUGUACUGUUACUAUUCCAUGGUCUUCCAGAUGUAUGCAGAGCGUCAAACCUCCAAGCCAGAGAUUCGGCAAGGAAUGGAACUUGUUCAACAGCCAACAGAUUAUUCAUCUUUUUGCAGCUGCCACAGAAAGAAUGAAAGGGAUGAGCUGUAAUAAAAGUCCUUGAAUAUUACAGAACUCAAGUACUGUAUGGGCUGAUCGUGACAGUGGUCAAUGGUUAAUAACAAAUAACACCAGGAAACAUUCCAAAAUCCUUACAUCUAAAAAAAAAAGUGGAGUAUGUGAUUUUAAAACAUUUUUCAAUCAGCACUGCAGAUGUAUUACAAUUGUGAAGGCUGAACAUUGUAAGCCUCUCUUUAUACUGUAAUGAUGUCAGUAUUUAUUACAAUGUACUGUAUUUCUGUGUGUACUACUUGAACAAAACAGUUAAUGUUCCAUGUGGGAACUUUUCUACUUUUACAUUUACUUUAUUGUUUAUGGUUAUAAAAUUUCACUUUAUAAAGAAUGUAUGACAGAACAAAAUAUUACAGCCUUUUAAGAAGUAUUUUAAUU
Molecule: messenger RNA, 2030 nt
Organism: Erpetoichthys calabaricus (reedfish)
Lineage: Eukaryota; Metazoa; Chordata; Cladistia; Polypteriformes; Polypteridae
Gene: poglut3
Product: protein O-glucosyltransferase 3
Exons: 8
Coding region: 105-1631 (508 amino acids)
Cellular component (GO): endomembrane system
Molecular function (GO): glucosyltransferase activity; protein binding
Source: RefSeq, a predicted model, not a curated record